Messenger RNA from Brassica oleracea var. oleracea, 493 nucleotides. RefSeq names its product UDP-N-acetylglucosamine transferase subunit ALG14-like. The record is from RefSeq and is a predicted model, not a curated record. Gene Ontology annotation, biological process: dolichol-linked oligosaccharide biosynthetic process. NCBI's taxonomy places the organism in Eukaryota, Viridiplantae, Streptophyta, Magnoliopsida, Brassicales, Brassicaceae. Gene Ontology annotation, cellular component: UDP-N-acetylglucosamine transferase complex. The transcript has 3 exons. Bases 145 to 396 code for a protein of 83 amino acids.
UAUAAGUCAUGUGCUUCAAGAUAGGUCACGUGCUUACGCCACGUGUGUCCUAAACAAUAUCCAACUCUAACGGUGGUAAAGAGAAGAGAGACGCUGACCAGUGAAAAAUCAAAGCCCAAUCCUUAUUAAUACUCAAAGUCAAAGAUGGUCUCCAGAUGCAGCUUUGGUUUAACCAUACUUAGCUUAACACUUCACGGUCUUUUUGUACACUUAUUGUUCUUGGUUCUGAUUCUUUGCGAUGAUCUUGAGACCUGUACUCCUCUAUGUGUGAUCGCUUUCUUGUUCAAGCUGCUGGGAGUCAGAUCAUCUAUCUUUUUCCUUUAUGUUGAGAAUGUGGCAAGAGUUAAGAAGCUGUCUUUAAGUGGAUUCAUGCAUUACAAGUUAGAGGACAGCUGAUCAGCUCUUUGUUCAGUGGCCACAACUGCAAAACAAGUACCCCCGGGCUCACUAUGUUGGCUCCCUGAUGUAAACUGAUUUUAGGAACAAUCCUCAC